Molecule: messenger RNA, 1420 nt
Organism: Nicotiana attenuata
Lineage: Eukaryota; Viridiplantae; Streptophyta; Magnoliopsida; Solanales; Solanaceae
Product: random slug protein 5
Exons: 6
Coding region: 214-1236 (340 amino acids)
Molecular function (GO): phosphatidylinositol transfer activity
Source: RefSeq, a predicted model, not a curated record
UCUAUUAUUAUAUUCCCAUCACUUAUACUAUAGUAAUAAACAAUGUUGAAUCUCACCUGUAACCUCUGCUAAAAGUAACCUUCUUCCAGUUGACCCCCUCCUGCUUCUUCAUCAUUUCAUUUGAUUUGACGACUUCUCCUCUAACAGUCUUCAAAUUUACAACCACCCAGUCAGUUUCAUUACAGUGUGGCGCCAGUAAAGUUCCCUGAAACUAUGAGUACUGGUUCAACAAAGGCUACUUUAAAUGGCUUUGAGAAUUCUUUGAGACCGGAAGAAGAACAGAACAAGCAGAUCAAUGAGAUGAGAAAGUUGAUUGGGCCACUUUCAGGUAAAUUGGCUCUUUAUUGUUCUGAUGCAUCCAUUUCAAGAUAUUUAAUGGCUCGAAGCUGGAAUGUGAAGAAGGCAGCUAAGAUGCUUAAGGCGACUCUGAAGUGGAGAUCGGAGUAUAAGCCUGACGAAAUUCGCUGGGAUAAUGUGGCCAGUGAAGCAGAAACAGGCAAAAUUUAUAGGUCAAACUAUACAGACAAGCAGGGUAGGACAGUUCUUGUCAUGAGACCUCGAUGCCAGAACACUAAGUCUGUUAAAGGACAAAUCAAGUAUUUAGUGUAUUGCAUGGAAAACGCUGUUGUAAAUCUCCCAGAAGACCAGGAACAGAUGGUCUGGUUGAUUGAUUUCCAUGGAUUCAAUCUGUCACACAUCUCGAUCAAGGUGACAAAAGAAACAGCUCAUGUUUUGCAAGAACAUUAUCCUGAAAGGCUGGGGAUAGCUAUUUUAUAUGAUGCACCCAAGAUAUUUGAACCAUUUUGGAAGGUCGCAAAGCCUUUUUUGGACCCAAAGACUGCCAGCAAAGUCAACUUUGUGUACUCAGAUGACCCCAACAGCAAGAAAAUUAUGGAAGAACUGUUUGACAUGAGGCUGCUGGAAUCUGCAUUUGGCGGAGAUGAUAAGGCUGAUUUUGAUAUCAAUAAAUAUGCUGAGAGGAUGAGAGAAGAUGAUAAAAAGUUGUCUUCCUUCUGGGAGAAAGACGAUACUUCUGCAUUAAGUGCACAACCAACUGUUGUGACAACCGAACCCUCUUUAGAACCAACAAAUUCAGAAUCUGAUUCUGAUGCCUUAGAUGUAAAAGUAGAUAAACUUUCUCUUGAUGUUGAUGAAGAGGAAUCGCCAAUUGAAGAAACUUUGCCAGGGACUGACAGUACAAAUGAGAAUGCUGACAGAUUAAAGCAGUGUAACUGAGGGCUAUCUCUUCAACUUUGUAGUUUUUACUAUUUCUUUUAUUGAUGACUAAAUGCUCAUAACAUGGGCAAAUUAACCAUUUUGUUAAUGGUUCAGAACUGGAGUUAUGAGCAGAAAACAUUUUAAUACAGGUGAUGUACUGAAUGAUAUGUUAUGAAAUGAAUGUUCUGCCUCUUUAUACGUA